AUGACCGAUACUGUUAUUCCAAGUAUAGAAUCAUCAUCUCUCAAUUUGUUAUGCCAGACUACGCCAAGUUCCCCUCUUUUGAGUAGUUCAUCCAGUUCCUCAAUCGCUACUACAACAAGCUCAAGUUCAAGAUCUUCAUGCUCACUACUAUCCAUAGCAGAAAAAGCAACUUCCACUCCAACAAGUAGUGGAAUUUAUGAUGAUUUAGAGAACAUGAUAGACCCCACAGUUAAAUUUGAAGAUGGCACAAUCGCUUGCACGGAUUUCCCAGUUGGUCAAGGUGUGAUUGCUCUAGAUUGGCUAUCAUUUGGCGGUUGGUCUGGUAUUCAAAACCCAUCAGAUGAUUCUACUGGUGGCACUUGUCGUGAUGGUACAUACUGUUCAUACGCUUGUCAAGCUGGGAUGUCUAAAACACAAUGGCCAUCCACCCAACCUUCCGAUGGCGAGUCACUAGGAGGGUUAUAUUGUAAGAGUGGUUAUUUAUAUAGAACAAAUACAGACACCGAUUACUUAUGCGAAUGGGGUGUAGAUGCUGCAUAUGUUGUAUCCGAAUUAGAUAGUUCCGUAGCUAUCUGCAGAACAGAUUACCCAGGUACCGAAAAUAUGGUAAUUCCAACAUAUGUAACCGCAGGUUCCACUCUUCCAUUAACUGUUGUCGAUGAAGAAACGUAUUAUAUAUGGCAAGGGUCUAUGACGUCCGCCCAAUACUAUGUAAACAAUGCUGGUGUGUCGUAUGAGGAUGGCUGUGCAUGGGGCACAGAUGGUAAUGGUGUUGGCAACUGGGCACCAUUGAAUUUUGGUGCUGGAUACACAAAUGGCGUUUCAUAUCUUUCAUUGAUUCCAAAUCCAAACAACUCAGGCGACAUUAACUUCAACGUAAAGAUUGUGGCUGCAGAUGACAGUUCCACAAUCAGUGGUACGUAUUACUGCGAAAAUGGAGUAUUUAGUGGUGAUAACACAGAUGGUUGCACAGUAGGUGUAACUAGUGGUAAGGCACACUUUGUUUUAUACUGA
Molecule: messenger RNA, 1014 nt
Organism: Tetrapisispora phaffii CBS 4417
Lineage: Eukaryota; Fungi; Ascomycota; Saccharomycetes; Saccharomycetales; Saccharomycetaceae
Gene: SIM1
Product: putative glucosidase SIM1
Exons: 1
Coding region: 1-1014 (337 amino acids)
Biological process (GO): fungal-type cell wall organization
Cellular component (GO): fungal-type cell wall; cell surface
Source: RefSeq, a predicted model, not a curated record